AUGAAAUCCAUACUAUAUCCGAUAAGAUUCCGGCACGAAUCCACUAGGAUCCUAUCCUACUAUCGAAAUCAUUCUCCUGGGUCAAGUAAGAACUAUGAAAUAAUUCAGAAAAUUGACACUAAAGUUAUUGAUGCUGAUAAUCUUUCUGAUCUUUUAAAUGAAAUUAGUGAACAUAGCGUCGAUGAACUUUUAAAAAAGAAAAAAUAG
This is a messenger RNA of Rotaria socialis, 207 nucleotides long. NCBI's taxonomy places the organism in Eukaryota, Metazoa, Rotifera, Eurotatoria, Philodinida, Philodinidae. The record is from the annotation of a GenBank genome assembly.